Aspergillus saccharolyticus JOP 1030-1 is the source of this 680-nucleotide messenger RNA. RefSeq names its product LYR motif-containing protein. Gene Ontology annotation, biological process: mitochondrial respiratory chain complex III assembly. The transcript is spliced from 3 exons. Bases 145 to 492 code for a protein of 115 amino acids. Lineage: Eukaryota; Fungi; Ascomycota; Eurotiomycetes; Eurotiales; Aspergillaceae. The record is from RefSeq and is a predicted model, not a curated record.
CGUGACAAUAGAUUCAGUUGCUGUUUGCAAUUUUCUUCAUUCAUUACUGAAAGCGAACUAAAGAGGGUUCUAUAGGACACACUUUCUUUGAGAAGACACGACAUCUGACUUGCGGACCAUCACUUCAGUCCUUUCACACUCGACAUGGCUUCCUCCACCGUCCCCUCCGCACGCAGUGCCUACCGUCAACUCCUCCGCGCGACUCGCAUCGCCUUCCACGACGACCUACGUGUUCUCGUUGCCGCCCGUCAAGAAGCUCGCCGCAACUUUGACAACCACACGCGCCAGGGCAUCGACACCCCCAUGCAGAUCAACCACGCCAUCGAGGUGGCCAACAUCCUUCGCCACAACAUCGUGCAGGGCGUACGGGAAGAUGGUGACGAGAAUGCCAAGUGGGAACUCCGGAUCCACGACGAGAUCGAGCGCGGGGACAACGACUCCAUCAAGGUGGCCGGCAAGAAGGUUAAGGUGGAUAAGCCGUGCUCGGCCUGAAUUCUUACGUCUGUACAGCUGGGAUGAUGGCGGAUGUGCAAGAUAUGCAUUGCGGAUUGUAUUAUAGUAUACCCGAACUUUUCUUUCUCUCCUUUCUGGCGUCUCUUGGGGUAUUCGGUUGCAUCAAUGUGUUAAGAAUUCGAUAGACGAUACAUACACAGCCGGUAAAAUAGACAAACGCCCGCUCU